ACGGAAAGAUCGUUGCUAUUGCUAAUGGUAAGGUGAGUAGAUUGUCGCUGGUUGUGCUUGGAGUAGCCUCGACAGAGAAAGCAAAGCAUCUUGAGUUGGGUUUUCUUCAUCUUCUUCGCAAUGGCGGUACCGACUUCCCUUGAAUUUGCAUUCCUUCUAUUUUUGGCCUUUUCUUCUUCUAAUUGCGAUUAGUUGACUUUCUUCAUCACUGUCGCGACGAAAAUUCAUAAUUUGCUGCUACUGAAGCGAUCUUGUUUUCCAGUUUACGUGCUUUAUUGUUGAAUUUAGUUAAUGUUUUUCUUGAUAUUGAGAUCGGAGGCAUCAAAUUAAUAAUUGAUGGAGGAACGCCGGAGAGUUGGAGUGCCAUUUGCUGAAAUUGGGAUAUUUGUGUCUCAUUAUAGGCUGUGACUUUGGAGUCCUGCUACUGCUUGUCUUAUAGUGACACUUUCUUUCUUGAUGAAUGAAUGCAAUGGUGGAUUUCCACUCUACAGUUUUGAAGGGGUCAAAGUAGUUAGUUGCUCUAUACAAUAUAUUUAUGGCAUGAUCAUAUUAAAAUCAUUGUUUUUGAAAAAGAGAGUAUAUUAGAAGCAUGUAUGAUAGAAACAACAAAAUACUUUUUUGUGCAAGUGAGAUUGAUGGCGUGGGAAAAUUGCAUUCCAUGUUGGAACUUGGAGGAAGUGAGAGAGUGAAUAUGCAUCGAAGAUGCCCUGUUCACUCAAAGUAAAUUACGGUGUGGUGGUUAUCCAUUGCUAGGUGCAAGCUGUAAAGCACAGGGGAAAGCUAGCAGGCUCUGGCUCAGUUCAUUUAAUACGAAUUACUUGGCUCUGCUCAUGUAUUGCAUAGAAAUUGCUUCUUCCUUAGAUAACAGUCUAUGUUGACAUGUUAUCCAUGGAGAUUGAUCUUGAGCUACCUAUAUGUGAGCACCAGAAGCUCAAUACUGGAUCCAACAGAAAUGAUGUUGCUAAUACCGCAUGUAGUAUACAUGUUGAGGAGCAAAGCAUCAAUCCUUCUUCAACGACUGAACACUAUAAGGAAGUUUUAAGUGAAAAUGCUUUCUGUUGCCUGGAUCAGGUAGAUUUGAAUUCCAAUCAAGUGGAUGCUAUUGAUAAAUUCCGCUUUAAAGAACCACAGAAUGGCUUGGAAUUUGAAUCAAAGGAGGCUGCCUAUUCUUUCUACAGAGAAUAUGCUCAUUCAGUGGGAUUUGGGAUCACAAUAAAAGCCAGUCGCCGCUCAAAAAAGUCGGGUAAAUUUAUUGAUAUUAAAAUUGCCUGUUCCAGAUUUGGAAGUAAGCGUGAGUCCGGUACAACUGUUAAUCCACGACCAUGUAUAAAGACAGACUGUAAGGCUGGUAUCCAUAUGAAGAAGAAGCUAGAUGGUAACUGGAUCAUAUACCAUUUUGUAAAAGAGCACAAUCAUGAGAUCUGUCCAGAUGAUUUUUUCAGGGGACGCAGCAAACAGACAAGUGAUGUAACUUGUCAGAAGAAGGGUAUGCAAUUGGCACUAAAUGAGGAAGAUGUGCACGUGAUGAUUGAAUAUUUUGUGUCAAUGCAGGGUGAAAAUCCCAACUUCUUCCAUGCAAUAGACCUGGAUCACAAUAGACAUUUGAGAAGUGUAUUUUGGGUUGACUCAAAAGGCAGACUUGAUUAUCAAUACUUUCAUGAUAUUGUUUUGAUUGACACAUUUUACAUGAAAAACAAAUAUAAAAUUCCUUUUGUUCCUGUUGUGGGGGUCAACCAUCACUUUCAGUACAUUUUAAUUGGAUGUGCACUGGUUGGGGAGGAGACUGUUUCAGCUUUUACAUGGUUAAUGCGAACAUGGCUCAAAGCAAUGGGUAACCAACCACCAAAGGUGGUUAUCACAGACCAAGAGAAAUUCUUGAAAGAAGCUGUUGUAGAGGUGUUUCCAGACACACGUCAUUGCUUCUGUCUAUGGCAUAUUUUAUGUAAAAUCACCAAGAAUUUGGAUUAUAUUGUAAAUGAAAAUAACAAUUUUAUGGAAAAUUUUGACAAAUGUAUUCAUCAUUCCUUUUCGGAUGAGCAGUUUGGAAAGAGAUGGUGGAAAUUGAUCAAUAGAUUUGAACUAAAGGAUGAUGAAUGGGUUCAGUCAUUGUAUGAAGAUCGUAAAAAGUGGGUACCCACAUACAUGCAAGAUAUUUCUUUGGCUGGAUUGUCAACAACUGUAAGGUCAGAAAGUAUAUCAUCGUCUUUUGACAAGUAUAUUUGUGUUGAUUCUACCUUUAAGGAGUUUAUUGAACAGUAUAAAGUUUUCUCUUCAGACAGUUUUGACAUGGAAACCAAAGCUGACUUUGAAACAAGACAAAAGCAACCAGCAUUAAGAUCUUUAUUGCCUUUUGAGAAGCAGGUUUCUACAGUUUAUACAGAUGCCAUAUUUAGAAAAUUUCAGUUGGAGAUACUGGGAAUGAUGUCUUGUCAUCUUGAGAAGGAAACAGAAGACAUGGCAUAUGUAACAUUUCUUGUUGAUGAUUUUGAGGAGCGGAAGAAAUUUAUUGUUUCUUGGAAUGAAGCAGAUUUGGAUGUCUGUUGUUCUUGUCAUUUAUUUCAAUACAAAGGUUUUCUAUGUAGACAUGCUAUACUUGUCAUUCAGAAGUCCGGCAUGACCAACAUUCCAUCCCAUUAUAUUUUGAAACGAUGGACAAAAGAUGCUAAGGCCAAUCAAUUUUCUGGUGACAUAAUUAGCAGGACUGCUAAUCGAGUCCAACGUUUUAAUGACCUUUGUAGGCGGGCUAUUAUAUUAAGUGAAAUUGGGUCUUUAUCUGAAGAUACUUAUAUUGUUGCAUCUCAUGCUUUGGAAGAAGUCUAUAAGCAUUGUGUGAAUGCCAACAAUUCUGCUAGAAGCACUUCAGAUCCCCACAAGUUGGCCCUUAAUGAUUUUAUUGAUGUUGAAGAGAACUAUGGUUGCCAUAAGGCAAAGUCUACUAAGAAAAGGAAGUCAUCUAAUAAACAGAAAUUGUCUGAUCCAGAAAGAAUCAAUAUCAAGAUGCCCGAUGAUUUCGAAAAGAGGGAACAGAGAAAUUCAAGAGGACAAAACUUUGAUAAUUGUCACAUUUCUCAGCAUGACACACAAACAGUGGACUUGGAUUCUAGAGCUUCAACUCUUGAUAGCUGUUAUGAGGCAGAACAGAACAUACUUGGAGACGCACAGCUGAACCCAGUUUCUGUCAUGCAUGCUGGCUAUUUUACCAGUCAACAGGCCAUUCUGGGGCUGGGGCAAUUGCAUUCCAUGUCAAACCGUGGGUCACAUUAUGGGAUGCAGCACAGCAUGCAAGGACUGCAACACGGACAGCUUAAUUUCAGAAUGCCAACAGUGCAAGGGUGUUUUGACCUUCAAGAUACUCUAGAUGUUAUGGAACAACCUAUUAGGGCCUCACAGUUCCCUGUUAUUACAUCAAAGCAACUAGAUGUUGAUAAAUCACUUUCCUGAUAGCCGGAAAAGUACUGUUUCUUUUUGUGUCAAAUUAUAACGUUAUAUGUAUAUAGAAAAUAUAUAUUGAAGUAAUUAAGAAAGCCUUUGCUUGGGAAAGUAGGGGAAAAUUGCGCUCUUGACAACAGGUUAAUGCCAAAAAUCUGAGAAAAAGAUGGCUUCCACUCUGCACCUUCGUCUACCUAAAAGGCUUACACUCUGCUCGAUCAUAAAAAGCUUGAACGUAGUUUAGUUAGAUCCGGGAGCGUACGAAUUGCGCUGGCACCAUUUAAAACAACCCUCACAAAGAAAAGAGGGUUACCACUCACUUCCUCCGCGGCUCUAUGCCCAAAGCAUCUAGUUGGGAAGGAUUUUAAUGGAGGUGUUCGAACUGCAACUGCACACUGGCUGAGGCAUGUGCUACAAGCAAUAUCCGAUUGGAAACCAGAAAGGAAGCAAACGGGGAAGGCAUGCCAAGGAUGUCUUACGUACAAAUGGUACACUAUCACUUCCUAGUUAGGCAAAUCACUACAAUUGCAUCAUAAAAUUAGGAGAAAUUAAGUGUAGUUUCUUAUAUUUUUAAGUGUUGUUUUACAGUCAAAAUCAGAGUUUCCUUUUGAUCAAAAGUCAACAUUUAAAGUUGUUGGUUAUCGAGGUGAAUUUAUUUUAACGGGAAAACAACACUAAAAAUAUUUAAGGAAUGUACUAAGUUUUGUGCCAUUGCAUGAAGUAGAGUACCGAAGUACUGCAAGACCCAGCGAAGAGGUCCAGUUUGGUAAGUG
Messenger RNA from Abrus precatorius (Indian licorice), 4202 nucleotides. Its product is annotated as protein FAR1-RELATED SEQUENCE 2. The coding region runs from base 880 to 3441 and encodes 853 amino acids. Gene Ontology annotation, biological process: regulation of DNA-templated transcription. Lineage: Eukaryota; Viridiplantae; Streptophyta; Magnoliopsida; Fabales; Fabaceae. Gene Ontology annotation, molecular function: zinc ion binding. The record is from RefSeq and is a predicted model, not a curated record. The transcript has 10 exons.